This is a messenger RNA of Cannabis sativa, 2352 nucleotides long. Its product is annotated as pentatricopeptide repeat-containing protein At4g31070, mitochondrial. Gene Ontology annotation, biological process: RNA modification. Gene Ontology annotation, molecular function: RNA binding; protein binding. The record is from RefSeq and is a predicted model, not a curated record. The transcript has 2 exons. Bases 404 to 2134 code for a protein of 576 amino acids. Lineage: Eukaryota; Viridiplantae; Streptophyta; Magnoliopsida; Rosales; Cannabaceae.
UAAAGUCAAUAUACAUUUAUAUAUAUAGAUGUUUGUGUUUUGAUGGUGUGUGGUUUGGUUUGGUAUUAUUAUUAAUGAUGGUAGUAGAGUUAGAGGUGGUGGAGCUCAAGGUGCAUAUACACUGCAAGGCUUGCGAGAAAGAUGUUCGCAAAGCCCUUUGCAAGAUCAAAGGAGUAAGGUGUGUGGACAUAAAUGUAAGAUUGAACAAGAUCACAGUUUUGGGUUAUUUCCAUAAUAAUCCCAAACACAUUCUCAAAGCUCUGCAUAAAACUGGAAGAAGAGCUUAUCUAUGGCCACCACCACCACAAACACCAAUUCCAACUCCAAUUCCUAAGCCUUUUUCUGGGUUUCGUUCCUUUCUUCCCACUUGUCAUCUUGGCUUCUCAGACUGAAUAAAUAAAUCAUGACCCACUUUUUAUAUCACUCUAAUAACCAUUUUAACUUACAAAAAUGUUGUCUUUACUUUGAUUAUGUCUUUCUUCUACCUUCCCUCAUUAAGGCCUCACAUUAUGAUCCUCUUCAGCUUCAUUGCAUUGCUAUCAAGUCAGGUUCAGUUUCAGACUCGGUGGUUUCUAAUUCACUCAUUUCAAUGUAUGCAAAAUCUUCUAAUCUUUGUGCAGCUCGCCAAGUGUUUGAUACAAUGCCUUAUAGAGAUACCAUCUCUUGGAAUUCAAUUAUUAACUGUUUUAUACAAAAUGGGCAUUCCUCUAAUGCCUUGCAAAUGCUCAAGAGAAUGUAUUUGUGUGGUUUUGUACCUAAGCCGGAGUUACUUGCAGGCGUUUUAUCGGUUUGUGCUCGGUUGCAACGGUUGAGAUUAGGAAGGGAAAUUCAUGCUGUUGUUGUUACUGAUGGAAGGAUUAAUGAGAUUGAGGAGUCUGUGUUCUUGUCAACAGCUUUGCUUGAUUUGUAUUUCAAGUGUCAUUGUUCUACUAUGGCUUUACAUGUUUUUAAUCGAAUGGCUAUGAAGAAUGAAGUUACUUGGACCUCUAUGAUUUCGGGUUGUGUUGCCAAUGGUGACUAUGAUAUGGCAAUGUGUUGUCUCAGGGCAAUGCAGGUUGAAGGGAUGAAACCGAACCGAGUAACGUUGAUAGCCAUUCUACCUGUUUGUGCUCACUUAGGCUGCUUAAAAUAUGGGAAAGAGAUUCAUGGGCACGCCUUUCGCCAUGGAUUUGAUUCAGAUCCUCACUGCUCAGCAGCUCUUAUGCACAUGUAUUGUAUGAGCAGAGAAGCAUCAUCCCCUGCUGCUCAACUCAUUUUUGAGAGAUCAACUGUUAGAGAUGUUGUAAUGUGGAGUUUAAUCAUUGGUAGCUAUGCUAAGCAGCAUGGUCAUGAAGCCAAAGCUAUAAAGCUCUUCAACCAAAUGCAGGAACACGGGAUUGAACCAAACUCAGUAACUCUAUUGGCAGUGAUUUCUUCCUGCACUUCUCUGUCUUCACUAGACUUAGCUAGUUUAAUCCAUGGCUAUGCCUUAAAAUCUGGAGUAACACUUGACAUUUCGAUAGGGAAUGCUCUUACAAACAUGUAUGCAAAGUGCAGUGGCCUUGAGGCUGCUCAUCGAGUUUUCGUGGAGAUGCCAACGAAAGACUCAAUUUCAUGGAGCACACUAAUAGAUGGAUAUGGACUACACGGGGGUGGCGAACAAGCUCUCGAAUUGUUUCAUGAGAUGGAAGAAACAGGAGUGAAAACAGACGAAAUAACAUUCCUUUCGGUUUUAUCUGCUUGCAACCACGCAGGCCUUGUCGAAGAGGGACGGGAAAUCUUCCACCGUUUGAUGAAAAACAGCGACGAAAUAAGAUUGACAAUGGAGCACUACGCUUGCUACAUCGAUCUUCUUGGACGAUCAGGGAAGAUUGAAGAUGCUUGUGAGGUAUUGAAAGCAAUACCAAUGAAAGCAAGUACUAGAAUUUGGACUUCUUUGAUAUCAAACUGUAAACUCCAUGGAAGAAUGGAAGUAGCUGAGAUGUUAGCACAUCAGAUUGUUGAAUCAGAGGCUGAAGAUGGUGCUGCUAAUCACACCUUGUUGAGUAUGGUUUAUGCUGAAAGUGGCAAUUGGUGUGGUGUAGAAGAGGUGAGAAAAGCCAUGGUUGUGAAAAGACUAAAGAAAUGUCAAGGCUUGAGUCAAAUUCAGGUUUAAAAAUAUGAACUUUUUGUUGUGACAAUAUGUACUGCUUUUGUCUUGAUGUUGUUUCUGGGUCAGCAAACAACAAAGGAAAGAUCUUUAGAGAUAAUUAGUUUGACCAAUAAUGUGUAACCACAUCACUUACAAAAUCCCAAAAUACUAACUACAUACAAAGUACAAACUCUUGUUAGAAAUGACCAAUAAAAAUGAUUGGAUUUUUCUUUUAUGGAAAA